CUUUCCGGAGGCUGGGAGGUCCACUGGGGACAGCCUUCGUGCUGUGUCACAGGAGGCAGUAGGAGGAACUCUGCAUAACAAAUUUACUCACCCAACAGUCAUGGCCCAGGCUCCACUCCUGAGACCAGAGCCCUUGGGACUUAAUCUCCUCUUUAAAGGAGCCACCUCUCCACCAGUUUCAUAAGUGAUUUGUUUUCUUCCAACAUCUGAGCUUUGGGAACGUGUUCAAAGCACAUCAGUCUUGCUAAGCUCUUGAUUCUGGACAGCCUACCUGGAUUCCUGGCAUUGUGUGGUUGCUCAAUAAGAACCUGUGAGUUACAGGGAACUGUAUUACGCAACAUCUAACCACGGCUAGCCCUCUGCACCAACCGUUUCUGGUGCAGAGUCAUGAUUAGCAGACUUCACAGAUGUGGCAGUGUGGCUUCCAGCGGAAUGGAUGUGCUACGGCUUCUGGUGCUCUGCACCCUGGCUGCAUGCUGUGUGGCCCGCUCUCCCCCAGGGCCACCCCUGCCAAACGCCCCCUUCGCACCUUUGCGUUCCCUGGGCUGUAACGACUCUGAAGUGCUGGCAGUUGCAGGUUUUGCCCUGCAGAACAUCAACAGAGUCCAAAAGGAUGGCUACAUGUUGACCCUCAACAGAGUACACGAUGCUCGGGUUCACCGCCAGGAAGACAUGGGCUCUCUGUUCUACCUCACGCUGGACGUCUUAGAGACUGGCUGCCACGUGCUCAGCAGGAAGGCACUGAAGGACUGUGGACCGAGGAUUUUCUAUGAGACUGUUCAUGGACAGUGCAAAGCUAUGUUUCACGUUAACAAGCCAAGAAGAGUUCUCUAUUUACCUGCUUAUAACUGUACACUUCGCCCAGUUUCUAAAAGGAAGAUUCAUUCUAUGUGCCCUGACUGCCCGCAUCCCGUUGACUUGUCAUCCCCCAGUGUUCUGGAAGCUGCCACAGAAUCUCUUGCAAAGUUUAACAGCGAGAACCCCUCAAAACAGUAUGCACUCGUCAAAGUCACCAAGGCUACGUCCCAGUGGGUGGUUGGUCCUUCUUACUUUGUGGAAUAUUUGAUCAAAGAGUCACCAUGUACCCAGUCUCAGGACAGCUGUUCACUCCAGGCCUCCGACUCUGAGCCCGUUGGUCUUUGCCAAGGUUCACUGAUUAAAAGUCCCGGGCUCCCUCCUCAACCCGGGGUCCCUCCUCAACGCUUUAAAAAGACUGUCACUGUGUCGUGCGAGUUUUUCGAAUCUCAGGACCAGGUCCCUGGAGGUGAGAACCCUGCUGAUACCCAAGAUGCUAAGAAACUCCCUCAGAAAAACGCAGACCCUACCAGCUCACCCUCCAUAACUGCACCAAGAGGAUCUAUCCAACACCUCCCUGAGCAGGAGGAGCCUGAAGACUCCAAGGGAAAGAGUCCUGAGGAACCCUUUCCUGUGCAGCUGGAUCUAACCACAAACCCACAGGGCGACACACUGGAUGUCUCCUUCCUCUACCUGGAGCCUGAGGAAAAGAAGCUGGUGGUCCUGCCUUUCCCUGGGAAGGAACAGCGCUCCCCUGAGUGCCCCGGGCCUGAAAAGCAAAGAACCCCCUGAUGCUCCCCCCCUGAGACUCACUAGCAGGGUUCCACGGGGGAUGGUCCCCUGCAGUAGAUGGGAGGUGGUGGGAAUUGGGUAAGGCACAGACAAUCAAAUGUAGACCGGCUAAUAAAGUGUGUCCUUUGGAUGCUUCUUGAUCUCAA
Molecule: messenger RNA, 1733 nt
Organism: Rattus rattus (black rat)
Lineage: Eukaryota; Metazoa; Chordata; Mammalia; Rodentia; Muridae
Gene: Fetub
Product: fetuin B
Exons: 8
Coding region: 388-1587 (399 amino acids)
Biological process (GO): binding of sperm to zona pellucida; negative regulation of endopeptidase activity
Cellular component (GO): extracellular region
Molecular function (GO): cysteine-type endopeptidase inhibitor activity; metalloendopeptidase inhibitor activity
Source: RefSeq, a predicted model, not a curated record